UAUGGUAUUAAAAUCUUUUCAACGACACAAAAUGAAGCAGUCCGGAUCAGAGGGAGAGAGGGACAAGCAGGAGCUCCAUGGAGAGAAAGAAAGACUAGUCCAAAGAGCCCCGGUGUGCUGCUCUGCCCGCUAUGGUCUGGCUCUGUUGUCUUUGUGUGGCUUUUUUGUGGUUUACUCUUUACGUGUGAACCUCAGUGUGGCGAUGGUGGACAUGCUCAACAACACCAACCACCACACCAAUACUAACUCCACCUCUGUGUGCCCUGCACAUUUUGAGCCUCCACGGCCCAAACACAACCACAGAGCCAGUGUUUAUGACUGGGAUCCUAAAACUCAGGGCUGGAUCCUCAGCUCCUUCUUUUAUGGGUACAUCCUGACCCAGAUCUCAGGAGGAUAUCUCGCAGGACGCUUUGGACCCAAGUGGGUCUUAGGCUUUGGUGUUUUGGGAUCUGUCCUCUUUACACUGCUCACACCUGUAGCUGCUGACUGGGGAGCUGGCUACCUCAUUGCUGUGAGAGUACUGGAGGGAGCAGGACAGGGACUAAGCUUUCCUGCAACGUAUACUAUGUGGGCAGCAUGGGCCCCACCUUUGGAGAGAAGUCGACUGUUCACUAUUUCAUAUAUUGGAUCCAAACUUGGAACAGUUGUAGGUUUUCUACUGUCUGGUGAAAUCUCCUUUUACUUGGACUGGACCUAUGUCUUCUAUUUAUUUGGGGCUGUUGGACUGCUGUGGUUUGUCUUGUGGGCAUUGCUUGUUUCAGAUAGUCCAAGUGAUCAUCCAAGGAUUUCAGAGCAAGAGAGACUGUACAUAAUCUCCUCACUCAAGAAUGAGCUGUCCACCUCCACAGACCAGGUUCCCUGGAGAUCCAUACUGACGUCAGUGCCACUUUGGGCCAUUGUCGUGGUUCACUUUUCCUACACCUGGACAUUUUACACUCUCCUCACACUGCAGCCAACUUACAUGAAAGAUGUUCUUGGAUUUAGUAUCCAACAGAACGGUAUUCUGUCAGCUCUGCCUUACAUCGGCAGUGCCAUAUUAUCUGUGCUCAGUGGGCAGUUUGCUGAUUACCUGAGAGAAACACACCACUGUCCAACUGUCAGGGUCCGGAAAGCCUUUACAUUAGUGGGCAUGAUUGGCCCGGCCAUUUUCCUGGUGGCAGCAGGAUAUACAGGCUGUAAUUACAUAUUGGCUGUGACGUUUCUGACAAUCUCGACGUCACUGACUGGAGUGACUGCAUCUGGCUUCAACAUCAACCAUCUGGACAUUGCUCCACUGUUUGCUGGAAUUAUUUUCGGAAUCACCAACACUUUUGCCACUAUUCCUGGAAUGGUUGGACCAGUUAUAGCAAGAUCACUUACUGCAAAUAACACCAUGGAGGAAUGGCAGACUGUCUUCUACAUUGCUGCUGCCAUCAACAUGUUUGGGGCAACGUUUUACACGGCAUUUGGUCAAGGUUCUGUUCAGCCGUGGGCAGUUAAGACUGAGGGAGGAAAUUAG
Messenger RNA from Periophthalmus magnuspinnatus, 1498 nucleotides. RefSeq names its product sialin-like. Gene Ontology annotation, molecular function: transmembrane transporter activity. Bases 2 to 1498 code for a protein of 498 amino acids. Gene Ontology annotation, biological process: monoatomic anion transport; transmembrane transport. Lineage: Eukaryota; Metazoa; Chordata; Actinopteri; Gobiiformes; Gobiidae. The record is from RefSeq and is a predicted model, not a curated record. The transcript has 11 exons.